Molecule: messenger RNA, 450 nt
Organism: Penicillium maclennaniae
Lineage: Eukaryota; Fungi; Ascomycota; Eurotiomycetes; Eurotiales; Aspergillaceae
Product: SRP9/SRP21 family protein
Exons: 2
Coding region: 1-450 (149 amino acids)
Biological process (GO): SRP-dependent cotranslational protein targeting to membrane
Cellular component (GO): signal recognition particle, endoplasmic reticulum targeting
Source: RefSeq, a predicted model, not a curated record
AUGCCCUACCUCACCACCUCCCAGGAAUACCUAGAGCAAUCUGCUCUCCUCCUUGAAGCGUACCCCGACUCACGCAUCACAACAAAAUACAGCUACCCGACCGAACGCCCCUCAGAAAAAGCCCAUCGGGCCAAAUCCACCCGAGCCGAAACCGAGUCCACACCGUCCGCGCCCGUCGCAGCAUUGGAACUGAAGACAUUCAAUGCCGAAUCAGGCAUCUGCUUGAAAUACCGCACGAACAAGGCCGCCGAGGUCAGUCGAUUGAUGACCGGGCUGGGGAAGCUUGCAAGCGGGGCGGACGUGGCUAGUUUGGGUGUUUCAGGGCCAGCGGAUGUAGAGAUGGUUGAUGCGCCUGCUGUAGAGGAGAGUAAGGGGGCCGCACAGGGACCGGGGCAGGGACAGGCGCAAGGAGGGAAGGGCAAGAAGAAGGGUGGGAAGGGGAAGCGAUGA